GGAAGAUUUCAGCAAGCGCAGUGCUAUCAAUCAAGAUGAAACUGUUUUUCGUGACAAUCCUGCUGGCCGUUCUAGGCACAACCUAUGGGAAAGUUUUCACCAAAUGUGAGCUGGUCCGCCUGUUAGCAGCGAAUGGAUUCCCUAGAAGUCAGCUACAGGACUGGAUCUGCUUGAUCCAGAACGAGAGCCGAUACGAUACGAGUGCAUUGAACACAAAAAAUAGGGACGGUUCCAAGGAUUAUGGCAUUUUUCAGAUCAACAACUACUACUGGUGCGCUGAGGGCAAAGUUGGGGCCAACGAGUGCAAGCUGCAAUGCUCGAGUCUGCGUAAUGAUGACAUCGGGGAUGAUAUGAGGUGCGCUCUGUUUAUCUACCGGCGCCACCAGUUCAAUGCCUGGAACGCAUGGAAGGACAAAUGCCGCGGAAAGCCGAAGCCUUCCGUGGACGAAUGUUUUGCAGCGGGAAAAUGAUUGCAGCAAUUAUUUGAAAAUAAAUUUCCGGCAGUGUAAGAUGUAA
Molecule: messenger RNA, 516 nt
Organism: Anopheles arabiensis
Lineage: Eukaryota; Metazoa; Arthropoda; Insecta; Diptera; Culicidae
Product: lysozyme c-1-like
Exons: 3
Coding region: 36-470 (144 amino acids)
Molecular function (GO): lysozyme activity
Source: RefSeq, a predicted model, not a curated record